Molecule: messenger RNA, 1882 nt
Organism: Mya arenaria
Lineage: Eukaryota; Metazoa; Mollusca; Bivalvia; Myida; Myidae
Product: protein O-glucosyltransferase 1-like
Exons: 10
Coding region: 7-1221 (404 amino acids)
Biological process (GO): protein O-linked glycosylation; positive regulation of Notch signaling pathway
Cellular component (GO): endomembrane system
Molecular function (GO): UDP-glucosyltransferase activity; UDP-xylosyltransferase activity
Source: RefSeq, a predicted model, not a curated record
CCGAAAAUGAAAGUAGAAUACACAUUUAUAUUGUUAUUGCAAGCUUUUAUAGGUCUUGCUGAGGAAAAAUGUUCAGCAAAUGACCCAGAAAGUUGUAAAGAUGGUGACGAGGGAGGACAUGCGAAAUCCAAAUAUGCAAAGGGGACCAACACAAAAUGGAAUAACUACUUAGAAAAAAUAGAACAGGCAGUUUUAGAAUACACAGACUGCAACCAGGACGACUGUUCCUGUCAUGCUAGUAUGAUAGACACUGACCUGGGAGUGUGGGAGGAUAGUGGAAUCUCUAGGGAGAAUCUGGAGUCGGCAAAGCAGCGGGGUACCCAUUACCAGAUAAUCAACCACAAAUUGUACAGGGAAAAAGAUUGCAUGUUUCCAGCAAGAUGCAGUGGCGUGGAGCACUUUAUCCUGGAGAUAAUCAAGAAGCUGCCCGAUAUGGAGUUUAUCCUGAACACACGUGACUGGCCCCAAUCUUCCCGGUACCAGGAUCCCCUCCCCGUCUUCUCAUUCAGCAAAGUGGCGAAACAGAACUGGGACAUCAUGUAUCCAGCUUGGACCUUCUGGGAGGGAGGCCCUGCAGUGUGGCCCAUCUAUCCAACAGGGCUGGGACGCUGGGAUGAACAACGGGAAAUUAUACCAAGAGCUGCGAAGAAAUGGCCCUGGGAAAAAAAGCAUAACAAGGGAUAUUUCCGGGGCUCACGGACAAGUGCAGAACGGGACCCUCUCAUUCGCCUGUCUCGUGCAGAACCAGACCUUGUUGAUGCAGAAUACACGAAAAACCAGGCAUGGAAGUCACUUGAGGAUACCUUGGGUAAAGAGCCAGCAAAAGAAAUAAGAUUAGAAGAUCAUUGUGAUUACAAGUACUUGUUCAACUUCCGUGGCGUGGCUGCAAGUUUCCGGUUCAAGCACCUGUUUCUGUGUGACUCUGUGGUGUUCCAUGUCGGGGAGGAUUGGCUGGAGUUCUUCUACCCGGCAAUGAAACCCUGGGUACACUAUAUACCAGUGAGACAGGACCUUAAUGAUGUCAAAGAGUUGUUGCAGUUUGCAAAAGAAAAUGAUGAAGUUGUCCAUGACAUUGCAAAAAGGGGACGACAGUUUAUCUGGGACCACCUGCGAAUGGAAGACGUGUCAUGCUAUUGGUUGAAACUGUUGAAGAGAUACGCACGCUUGCAGGACUUCAAACCCACACAGAACAAGACCUUUAUGCAGAUCAUGGCGAGAUAAAACAAUCCGGCGUUUAAAUUCAUUAAUACAAACAUUACAUCCAUGUUUUAUGAGGAUUUGUUACAUUAACAGUAAUUUAGCGAAUAUUUAAUUGAAUUUGUGCUUAAAAGCAAUCACGUUCUAAGUGGACUGUAAAAGAGGCCAUUGGCGUAUGCAAAUGUGAAUGCCUAUCUGUUGGAUUUAUCGUUGUGAGUGUGUUGUUUUGAAACUACACAAAGAUUGUAAAGACCAAUUGUAUUGAAUUUUUAUUAGAAUUACAAAUCAUUCCUGUGUUUUUGGAGGUGUCCGUUUUACAAACAUUUAUGUGUUUUUACAGUUGAUAGCUGGUUUGUAUACCAUUUGCUCAUUUUUGUAAUGUUUAUUAUUAAAAAUUCCAUGUACUAAUCAUAGGCAAACAUUCUCAUAUUGCCAAUUGAACAUGUACUUUCCACUAUUAAUGAAAUAGAUGAACAUACAUCGCGUUUACAAUACAGUAGUGCCAUUUCAUGACAGUAAUAGUGUUUGUGUUGUACAUGUACUUUAUUGAUGUAGUGUAUUAUUGAAUACCACCAUGUCUUAUUUUGUCCUACUCUUAGACAUUUAUAACAUGUUUGUUUUUGAUUUUUAAUUAAUUUGUAAAAAACACUGAAUAAAGGACUAUAAAAUAAAUAAAAUAAAGAUA